Messenger RNA from Exophiala spinifera, 1407 nucleotides. RefSeq lists its product as uncharacterized. Gene Ontology annotation, cellular component: nucleus. Gene Ontology annotation, molecular function: ubiquitin binding; cysteine-type deubiquitinase activity. Gene Ontology annotation, biological process: protein K48-linked deubiquitination. The record is from RefSeq and is a predicted model, not a curated record. The transcript is spliced from 7 exons. Lineage: Eukaryota; Fungi; Ascomycota; Eurotiomycetes; Chaetothyriales; Herpotrichiellaceae. Bases 1 to 1407 code for a protein of 468 amino acids.
AUGACUACCCCAGACGCCGAUGAAAUGGAGCAAUUUCAACGGUUAUCUGACCAGUACCAGGCUGACCUGCCGGGACCACUUGUCGGGGAGAAAAGACCAGUUUCCGACCUUGUUGCAGAAUACGCCCAGGCUGAUCAGACCUAUGUUGUGAAAACAACAGCUCUGGCCAGGACACAUGCUUCCUACCGCUCCAUCAAAGGUGACGGUCAGUGCGGCUGGCGAGGUGCCAUGUUCGGCUACUUCGAGAUUCUCUUGAGCUCUGGAGAUAUUGGUCUUGUCGCAAGAGAAAAAGAGCGCCUGCAAGGCUUCGAGCAAACCAUGCGAGCCGUUGGUGUUGACUACGAUCUCCUCGUUGACAUGUUCGACUACACAUGGGAUCUCUUUGAUGCGAUCAAAGACGCCAUCCAACGCGGAGAGCAGAGUGAGAAGAUUCUCAUGGAAGCCUUGAACGACCAAGGCUCCUCGAAUUCCAUUGUCUAUCACUUCAAGAUGAUGACCAGCUCCUUCAUGAAAAUCCACUCCGAGCGCUACGCACCGUUCAUGGUCAUGCCAGUCUCAGAGUAUUGCAACUCUAGAAUCGAGCCGUCGCAUCAAGAGAUCGAACACAUUGGUCUUCAAGCUCUGAAUGAUGCAGUGAUUGCCCCAGCUUAUAUCGGGCUGGAGGUACUGUACUUGGACAGAAGCGCAGGGGAUGAAGUCACUCCGCAUAGAUUUGUUGAGGAUUCUCAGAAUUGGUCAAGUAUCCGCUUGAUCUACAGACCUGGUCAUUAUGAUAUCAUCUACAAAGACCAUAAACCGGUACAGGUUCUCAUGCAAACUCACACACCUCAGUACAUUCCAGCAUACGAGGAGAAUUUCAUCAGAGGUGACAUGGAUACUAUCAAUCUGCAUUCAUUUGUGUUUCCUGAGGCAAAUGUCGUGGCUUCACAAAAUCUGGCAACCACGUCGCCAAUGUCCCCGAUGAAUCCAUACUCUUCUCCCUAUCAACAAGCUCCGCCGAUGGUCUACGAGGAUCCAGCGCUUCUACCUCGGACAUCAUAUUUUCCGACGACCACAAUGCCCAGCAUGACACAUCAGCAUCGACAAGAGCCUCCUGCUUUGGCGAUUAGAUCUCAGCCCACUCCUCUACGCAGCUACUCUUCCUCCGCGCUUCCAGCGGAUUCGCAAGCUUCGAAAUGGAACCGAUCAGUGUCGCCUUCACCACCAACACCUGCUUCAGCAGGAAGCAACCCCAAACCUCAGGAGUUUCGCAUUCGCUACAGUCUGGUCUGUUAUCAACAGUAUCAACAUCAGAGUCUCCCACUGGAUGCCGCGGCAUUUGGAAAUUCUACCCAAUCGACAGCCCACUUCGCACAUCUUCAGUUCCAGCCUAAUAUGUGGAAGGCAGAAGAUGAAUAUGGCAAAUGA